AUGCCGCCGUCGUGGCGAGAUGGCCUCGUCAACGCUUUCCCCAUUCCACAAGAUCGCAAGAAGUCAAAAAAGGCACUGAAAAGCAGUCUGGUCACAUCGCCGCCUGCUGUCAAUGUCGCCUCCGAGGUCGUCUCGACUAUUCCUGUCAAAACAUUCCCUUUCAUGGACCUCCCUGCAGAAAUCCGCAAUGACGUUUAUUCGUUAGUACUCUUCACAAGCGUGGGCUACCGUGGACUGGACGGGAGGAAGAAGUCCCGUACGUCCAUCUUGGCCGUGGACAAGAAAAUUCAUCUCGAGGCAUCUUACGUUCUCUACAGCUCGCAGAGCUUCAGGAUCUUUCCUAUCCAAGAUUUCGUGCCGUAUCCGUUGGUGUCAGAACUGCGGCCUGUCUAUCGGCCCAUGGUGACGCAAUUAGAGAUGACGGUAGGAUCCAGCUGGACUAAUCCACCCAAGACGUGGCGAGUCAGCAAACUCCUGGCCAAACGUCUUGGAAGGUUGACUGCAGUGCAGACGUUGAAAGUGUUCGUGACGCUGGAUCCGAGCGGACCGAUGUUUGAGAAAUAUCGCAUCUCGCCAGACUUCUACACUGGAUUUUGCGGUGAUUUAUUCCGUGAUGUGCUGGGGGUGAUGCCACACAUCCAGCUAAUUACCAUGGAUGGCAACCCGAGUAUCGACUCGACGGGACCACUGGUCACUCGACUUCGAGCCGAGGCAGAGGCCAAGGGCAAAACGGUCUUGAUGGGCAAAACCAAGCGGAUCGCCACCCCCGACGGUGUACAGAUGGUCUUUUGGCAAUGA
Molecule: messenger RNA, 798 nt
Organism: Exophiala bonariae
Lineage: Eukaryota; Fungi; Ascomycota; Eurotiomycetes; Chaetothyriales; Herpotrichiellaceae
Exons: 1
Coding region: 1-798 (265 amino acids)
Source: RefSeq, a predicted model, not a curated record